Necator americanus (New World hookworm) is the source of this 396-nucleotide messenger RNA. RefSeq lists its product as uncharacterized. The coding region runs from base 1 to 396 and encodes 131 amino acids. NCBI's taxonomy places the organism in Eukaryota, Metazoa, Nematoda, Chromadorea, Rhabditida, Ancylostomatidae. The transcript is spliced from 3 exons. The record is from RefSeq and is a predicted model, not a curated record. Gene Ontology annotation, cellular component: membrane. Gene Ontology annotation, biological process: zinc ion transmembrane transport; intracellular zinc ion homeostasis. Gene Ontology annotation, molecular function: zinc ion transmembrane transporter activity.
AUGAGUAUUCAACUUGUUACUGCUUUGGGUGCCCUUUCUGGAUGUGUUCUUUCUCUUUGUGUAGCUGAUCCAUCAGCUCUAGCUGAUGCUACCUCCAGCAGUUGGAUCCUUCCUUUUACAGCUGGAGGCUUCAUUUACAUUGCCACUGUUUCCGUAAUUCCUGAACUUCUUGAGAACUCAUCGACAGGACAAGGACGUAAACUCUGGAUCGUAAGUGCCCACGUACCUGCGGAAACCGCUGAGAACAACAGUAAGGACGCUUUCUAUGGUGAACUCAAUGCGUUGAUGUCUAAAAUACCAAGCCAGCAGGUGGCCAAUGUCGGAAUCGACGCAAAUGCGAAGAUAGGACUUGAACAGCAGACCGAUCUGCUACGAAAAUGGCAUUAUCCAGCGUAA